This is a messenger RNA of Symbiodinium sp. CCMP2592, 2307 nucleotides long. Lineage: Eukaryota; Dinophyceae; Suessiales; Symbiodiniaceae. The record is from the annotation of a GenBank genome assembly.
AUGGCCAUGGGGGAUAAUGUUGCUGUGGAGGUAGGGCAGGCUGCGCACUUUCGGGUUUUACGUGAUCAUGUGGGGUCGCUUCUUCCUUGUGAAACACUGCUGUAUAGGCACCCCAUUCCCAAAACCGAUACGGUCGAACUUCUUUCGAUUGACGACCAUGUCACGCUUCAGAAGCUGCCCCUUGCAAAAAUUUCGACCAAGCCUGAAUUGCUGGACACGGCCAUCAUGAAUGGUGCCACGGUUGCUUAUAAGCACACCGGCCUUGUGUUGAAUGAUCGCAAGAAGCGCAGGAACCUGCUUCGUGGCACCGUUUUAGGGGCCGAGUUGGACGGCAUUGCAGGGCUUGUGGGCCCACCGCGGGACCGCGUGCUGAGCUUAGCCUUGCUUAGCGUUGUGCUCGCAAAAAGAGGGCAUGCCACUCGUGAGCUGCUUGAUCGGAUCGUCGGGUGUUGGAUUCAUGCCUUGACCUUUCGACGGCCCGUCUUCUCUGUCGUUGACCAGUUGUUUCGUGAGGGCUUGGAGUUCCCCCGGAAUCAGGCUUUCAGGUUGUCGAGCAUGGCCCGCAACGAGCUGCAGAUGCCAGGCUGCUUGUGUAGCACUUUGGUUUGCGACCUUCGGGCGACCUACGACCCCAACCUGUAUUGCCUUGAUGCCUCACCGUAUGCUGGUGCUAUUUGCGCCACCUCUAUCGGUUGCGAGGGUAUUUCAGAGCUCCGGGGCUACCACACCAGGCUUGAAAGCACCGUGUCUGCACUUCUGACGGAGAAAGGCAUCGCACAUGAGGGUGACAAACUUUUCGGUGAUGUUGCCUCAACGCCUGAAGAGUUUCAACAUCAAGCUCGAUGGGACCCGCUCGUUCCUAGACCUUUGCGGGAGGGCUUGCUGUUUGACGCGCCUUGGUCUGGUGAUGACGGCUGCUGUGCGCUACGGUCAGUUUGUGUCAGUCGAGCAACCGCGGGGCAGUCUCGCCUGGUCCUUGCCAUGCUUUUUGGCACCCUGGUGCAGUUGGGCUGCGUUCUGACUUCGUUCUGCUACUGUGGCUUCGGCAGCCCCUUCUUGCGGAGCACCGACCUCCUGCACAACAAACCUUGGCUGUGCGCCUUAGCUCGGCCCUGUGACUGCAAGGGCGCUUCUCACUGGCCCUGUGAGGGUUCUUUCGACGAAGGUUCCUUGGAGCAGUUCAGGCUCCGCUGCUGCGGCCCGCGGCUAUGUGCCGGCGAUGCCGCCGAGGGUUGUUUGGGUUAUGUUCUAGGCUCCGGGAUUUACUCUAGUCUCCUGCACACGUACUCGGGCGACAACGAACCUCGCUGGCUGCAGCGGCUUCGUGACGGCGAGACUCGAGACUUCGCGCCCCGAGGACCAUUGGACUUGCAGGCCGGUUUUGCCGUGAGCACCGCGCAGAAGAUGGAGAAGAGCUUCAAGGGCUUCAAGACCUGGCUCCUUGAGGAAGUCGGCAGUUUGCCGGAGUCGGUGUUCGCUUCAGCAGAAAGUACGGCCAUGGCCCUGAGGGGGUUCGUCCUACACCUCUACCAGACUGGGCUGCCACGCUACCUGUUUGUCUACGCCAUCACGGCCGUCCAGGAUGCUUUCCCGCAGCAUCGGAACUUUCUGACGGCGGCUUGGCAGAUCGACAAGAAGUGGCAACGCGCUGAGCCCGGCGAGUGCAGGCCUGUCCUGCCCGUCGCGGCCGUGCGCGCGGCGCUGAGCGUGGCGCUUUUGUGGGAUUGGCACCGCUGGGCCGCUUUGGUUAUCAUUGGCUUUUUGGCUAUGCUUCAUCCUGGCGAACUGGUGCUCUUGACACGUCGCGACCUGGUUUUUCCUGAAGACACCUUGGGCCACACGAGCAGUUUGUUUGUGCACUUAAGAAACCCUAAGACCAGCAGGUUUGCUCGCAGGCAGCACGGCCGCAUCGAUGAUGCGUCUGCGAUCGCUUUCCUUUACUCUGUGGUGAGGCAUCUGAGUUUGGACGAUCGCAUCUACCCUGCUUCAAUGCACAGCUUCCGUCGGCAAUGGGACGCUGUUUUGGGCAGGCUGGGGCUGCCAGUGCGAGCUGCAGAUCGGGGCGCGACGCCCGGAGUCCUUCGCGGCUCGGGCGCCACUUACUUCUACAUGUGCACGGAGAACAUUCCGCUUUUGGCCUGGCGAGGAAGAUGGGCACGCGUCAAGACUUUGGAGUAUAUAUUGCAAGAAGUCGCAGCUCAGAUGCUGCUCUCCGAGCUUGAGCCGGCUUGCCGUGCCAGGAUCAAGCUCCUUGACAAGGCUGUGGACAGCUUGCUUUUGUACUUCAUGGGUGCUUCGCAGUAUUGA